Molecule: messenger RNA, 4551 nt
Organism: Oncorhynchus keta (chum salmon)
Lineage: Eukaryota; Metazoa; Chordata; Actinopteri; Salmoniformes; Salmonidae
Product: protein phosphatase 1 regulatory subunit 36
Exons: 13
Coding region: 746-1942 (398 amino acids)
Biological process (GO): negative regulation of phosphatase activity
Molecular function (GO): phosphatase binding
Source: RefSeq, a predicted model, not a curated record
GAUCAGUACCCCGUGCACAAGUAAAUACAUUAUUGUCUACUACUGAAUCUCCCAAGUAGUUUUUAAGGGAUUAUAGACUGUGAUUUUAAAAUAUGUGAAAUUACGGAGAUGGCUUUCACUUCGUUUUUCAGUGGUACAACAUUGCUCUUUGUUCGUAAAUUCACUGUGUCAGAGUGCGCUCUAGGCGUUCGUAAAUUAAGAGCAUUGUCAUAUUGUCCGUUUGUAAAUUCAGAGCGUUUUUCACUCUCUGAGCUUUCAGAGCAUACACUGGACGCUGUGGCGGAGGAGUAGGGGUUGAUCCAAGCGUUCUGACCUGACAACGGCAGUCAAACACCCAAGCUAACUGGUAAAGCUGGCAAGCUUCUUCUAAACACAAAUGAGAGAACACCUCACUCUGACCACUUUACUCACCAUAGCAGAACUGGUUAGGCUGAUUUCAUGCUUUCUUGAGCAUUGAUGACUGUCACUGUGCUGCUGGCAAUAAUUUAAUUAUGUUUGUUUUUUUGCCGACGUUUAAUGACAACGAUCAUAUUCAACUGGCGUUGUGCGUUCAUAAAUUCAUCAGUUAUUCUGCGCUCUGGCACACUCAGACGAGAGUGCUCUGAAAUCGGAGUAGAUAGCCAGAGUGAAUUUUGCGAACGCAUCUCUAAUAGGAUGUUGGAGAGCUUAUUGACAAGGUUCUGUGUGGAUAGAAGGGAGCUUGUUUUUUCUUCCCUCUGUGGGAAAGCUGUUGAUAUGAAAUGACAUGGGACACCCAGUUGUUGGAUAUAGCUUAGAUGGAGAUCAGAAGUUGACCUACAGUGAAGAAGUGGUCCCAGCUAUACCUACUGCCAAGGUUUACAAGGUGUGCAGCACUGAUCAUGUCGUUAAUGGACAAGGACUGCCGAUACCACCUGGUUUACUUUUUUAUACAAUCCUGUAUUGUUCAAAGAUCAGCAUACCUCCACCUGGGCGAUGGAACUGGAAUGACGAAACCCAAGCCCUCGAGUUCACCAGUUUUAGUACAUCUGUGGAGGUAAAAGAAAAGCGAAAAAAGACUAAACCUGUCAAUUUUCAAGAUCUUGCCAGCAAGCGUCCAGAGAGGCAAAUGCAGUCAUCGGCCAAGAGGGGGGGACAAAGCAGCAGGAAGACUGUGGGUCCUGCUCAACUCAAUGCCUACAAGUCCUCAGUAAAACGGAGUCAGAGGGACUAUGUGACCAUCGAGGAUGUGAAACAGGUGGCACUCAGUUUGCUGCAGGAGAAUGAUGCACUCCCCAUUCCAUUUUGCUUCCUGUCUGUGUUGAAGAGCAGAGAGCUGGAUGAGUUCCUGGCUGCCCUCCUGCUCUACCUGUCCUGUUACUUUGAGAGGAAGUCUCUGGAGAAGAAGCCCAAGCCUCUCAUGGCUGAGCAGAGUAUCACAGAGAAGCAGGUGAUGGCGGAGACCCUUGCUAAGGUGGAGCUGGCCCAGAAGCAGCUGGCCUUCUGCUACUCCAGCCUGGUCCUGGGCCUGGGCCUAUCCCAGCAGCACCACAUGGCCUGUGGCAGGAGCCGUGUGUCAUUGACCUACAAAGACAGGCAGUUGUAUGAGUGUCUGUACAGCUUCUUCUGCUACGUGGCGUGGGUGACGUUCAGUAGGAAGGACCUGAGAGGCAUCCAGGAGGAGGUGGGGCGCCUGCUGCGUUCUGACACCUUCAACCCCGCCCUCAGGACCAGGAUAGAUGCCACAGAGGACAGCCUGGCCCAGGACUCCUCCACCAAAGAGGGACAGACUGAGCCCAAAGUGCACACACAGAGCCACAAUGCCCCAGAGCAGAGGAAGUCCCAGCGUCGUCCGGCCUUGAGUAAGAUGGUGACCCAGCGCUCCCCGGUCAUGGUGUCCCUGCUGCCAUAUCCGCGGGGAAGAGGCUCCUCAUCUGUUCUGCCGCUACAGACCCAGGAAGCAGAGCCAGGCCAAGCUGUGUAACCCAGAGACCCUGAUGGAGGAGCUCAAAGAGCAGCUGGCCUCUGUCAGCUUUGGGAUUCUGGGGAAGCCUCUGAGCCAGUUCAGCUGCACCACCCUUAUGCCCCAGGGAGCCAACAACGAAGACGAGGAGGAGGAGGAGGAAGAUGACGAGGAGAAUGACGAUGAUGAAGACUCCGGCGUCCAUGUUCGAAGCAGUAAGAACACCUUCGUGGCUCAGAGACCUGUCGCAUCAGCAGUGGACCAACGCGGCAGCCUCAGCCGCACCAAUACAGUCAUCUCACGGGCCACCACAGAGGGAGUGUCCUCAGACACAGAGUGAGAGUAUGUGCGCGUCCCCCAAAAUUUGACCAAUAAAAAAAAGAACAAAAACAUAUAAAAUUAUGUAUCUUUAGUCACCAUGUUUCAUAAUUGGCCUUCAAUUCGAAUGUGUCUCACCAGAGAAAGCAUCCGAUCGAGCGAAACGGCACCCCUCUGUCUCAGUAUAUGUAGCCCAUCUAUCUGAUGCUGUCUGGCCAAAAAGAGUAUGCCAUUGUUGCUGCCCGUAGCAUUGAAUUUCAUAGCAAGGGAAGCUAGCAAGCAUUUUGCCUCCCUUGGUAAUGUUUAAAUUUAAAAAAAAUAACCAAUCAAGCAUUGAGCUAAACUGUGUGAGCUCAAUUGUGAAUGGUCCUGGUGCACCAAAAAAAGUCCCAAUGGAAGCUAGUUUGGAUGUGACUUCACACCAAUCACAUUGCAUCAAAAGCAUUGACGAAAAAAGGUGCAUUUUUGCAUCUCGUUGUGUCGUUGUCCUCCGGUGGCUAGCUAAAAUCGACCCUUGGAGCUUGGAUGGAGAAAAGGAAAAAUUAGAUGGGAGAUAAGGAUUUGGACUUGUGGACUUACUGUACUGGACAGUGAUUACAACGGUGAUUCAGAUCCAACCAUAAAUUCAUACUUUGUGCUCCUGGCCUGAGAGGGUGGAAGUUCAAUAUGUAGCUAGAUGUAGUAGGCUAACGUUAACUAGCUGGCUCAUCAUUGCCCUUUAAAUUAAGUUAGGCUAGCUGGCAAGCCUUUUAGCCAUGUAGCCUAAUCGAGGACAACAAAAACUAAAAGUGUGUAGGCUACUGUAUGACAGAGAGGAGGAUUGCAUUGGCGAUCCUCUACAAGUAAGGUAAAUCAUUGUUUUUCUACUUGCGCACACACAAUCAGGACCAUGGACAGCCACAUGUUAUUUAGCUUAUGUUGAUUGGACUAAAUUGUUUUUGGUCCUGAUCUUUAAGUUGCUACUCUGUUAGACUAAGCAUUGGUGAUUUGAUGAUUUGGAAGUUGAAAUGAUGGUGGAUUUACUUUAGCAGAGGCCUCUCCUGGUUUUUUUGCCACUUGUGAUAACUCUGUGGUUCUCAAUCAAUAAUUGUUUAGUAGUCAGACAUUUUGCAAGCAAAACAUCAAGUUUUAAAUUUCAUUUCCUGCAGUUUUACAAAUUUGACCAUGGGGUGUUUUUAAAAAACAUUUUUAAAGCAAGUUUGCUGCAAUUAUACACAUUUUGCCACGGACCAAAGAGAAGAUUUACCAAUUUCAGGCAAUUCUUCACAUUUUCCCAUGGGGUGUAGAGAAGAUUUACCAAUUUCAGGCAAUUCUUCACAUUUUCCCAUGGGGUGUAGAGAAGAUUUACCAAUUUCACGCAAUUCUUCACAUUUUCCCAUGGGGUGUAGAGAAGAUUUACCAAUUUCAGGCAAUUCUUCACAUUUUCCCAUGGGGUGUAGAGAAGAUUUACCAAUUUCAGGCAAUUCUUCACAUUUUCCCAUGGGGUGUAGAGAAGAUUUUGCAGUUUUACAUCACAUUUUCUGCAAUUCUGGAGAGUAAUGUUUGCAAUUAAUAUUUAAUAUUUUUUUGUGAAAGUGACUAAUUAAAUCAAUGGGGGCCCCCCAGUUGGUAAUUCGACCAUGAUUACUACAAGUUUAGAAAGCUGGACAUUAGACUAACAAAAAAUGUUAGCUGACAUGGACUUAUUGAGUGACUGUCAGUGACUGACAUAACAAGAGAAAAACUGCUGAGGCACAACUACCUUUUCAAAAUGGCACCCUGUAUAUUCUACUAUUCUAACCUCAAUUGAGUUCUUAAUGAUUUAUUUUUAUUGAUCCACAGGCCGCCAGUUGCCCAUCCCUGCUGUAGUUCAUCAAUCUGUUUGUUACAUGCAAUAUGCUUUGUGGACUUCACCAGACAAAUACGUCUCUCUGGUUUUGUGAUGAAACAAAUGUGUGGUUGAAUUGAUUCUGCCCAGUGGUGUAAGGUACUUUAGUCAAACUACUUUAAUGUACUACUUAGUUGUUUAUUGGUGUAUCUGUACUGCACUUUACCAUUUAUAUUUUUGACAACUUUUACUUUACUACAUUCCUAAAGAAAAUAAUGUACUUUUUACUCCAUGUAUUUUCCCUGACACACAAAAGCACUCGUUACAUUUUGAAUGUUUAAACAGGACAGGAAAAUGGUCCAAUUCACACACUUAUCAAGAGAGCAACCCUGCUCACCCCUACUGUCUCUGAUCUGGCAGAUUUAGUUUGCUUAGUUUGUACAUUAUGUCUGAGUAUUGGCGUGUUGGAGUGUGCCCCGAGCUAGGCAUAAAACAAGCAAGACAA